AUGGAUUCCAUUCGGGGAAGGCGUAGCGAGCCGACUCAGCGACGUCAGAGACCACUUACCCUGUCACGCGGAUCGAAACGGUAUGAUGUGCUGGCUAGUCGUGAGGACGACAAGGUCGCUGAGGAAGAGGCGUUGGCUCCGGAGAUAGAGAACCAGGGGGUUGAGCCCAUGAUAGUGUCGGUACCAGCGGAGCCGUCAACAAUCUACAUUCCGAAUACGUCGAAGCACGCUCUGUUACGUAUUCUGAAGAAAAACCAGCUGGUUCUUCCAUCAGAGCCACAAUUACUCGGCCUUAAACAGCGAGAGCGCAGCGACCUCUUUAGCUGCAUCCAACCGAGCGUUUCACAAACGCGCUUUUUGGUAGAGUCGCCCCUGCAGAACGAACAUAGUUUUCGCUCUGUAGACGAGAUAACGCAUCUACUAAGGCUUUGA
Molecule: messenger RNA, 432 nt
Organism: Peronospora matthiolae
Lineage: Eukaryota; Oomycota; Peronosporomycetes; Peronosporales; Peronosporaceae
Source: the annotation of a GenBank genome assembly